UGUGAGCUGAGCGACCGGCUCCCAGCUUGUCGCAAGAUGGCGGCGGGCGCCUCGGACUCUCUGGAAGAUAUGCUGCUCUUCUCCGAAGAGGUGGACGAGAAGGCGGUCAGCGACCUGGUGGGCUCCCUGGAAUCACAGCUGGCCGGCGGGCGGGGCUCCGCCGAGGGGGGCCCCCCUAACAGCAGCCCCCCAUCCCACCAGCAGCAAGAGCACCAGGGGAGCCUGGUGCAGGGCGGCAGCCCAGUCCAGCAACAGCAGCAAGGGCAUCCUGCUCCUCCUCAUUUCCCCGGGGCAGGGGAGGCCGCCAGGUGUCCACGUGCCGUGGGCAGCCCACCCCCAGCCUUGUCUCCGCCAGCGGCGACAGCCGGGAGGGCAGCGAGUGUAAACAGUAGUAGCAUGCAGCAAUCACAUGGAGCAGCUCCUUGGAGCAACAACCCGAGUGUACCUGCUGCCCCUGCCCCACUGCAGUCCGCUGCCCCACCUCCGCCUGUUGGCGCCCCAACCCAGCCUGUCAACAACCACGUGGAUGCCAAAGCCGCUGCUGGCAGUGGUGCCUGGGAAAUGGAGAGCCCCAGACCUGGGUGUAGUUCUCCGGCAGCAGCCGCUGGUGCGGUGGACAGUGUGUUGCUGCUUAACUCCGAGGCCGCCACUGCUGGAGGGUUGCCCGAGGCUGCCGGUGCUGUCACUCCAGUAGCAGCAGCCGCAGCAAGUCGGGAACUUGCAAAGGCGGUAAUGCUGGGUAGUACAGCUGCUGCUGCUCCUCCUCCUCCUCCUCCUGUUCUCUCUCUUCUCCAGGGACCUGCGCUGCAUACUGUUCCUCCCGCAGCACACAGUGGGAAUGGCACUUCUUCCAGCGUUCCUGUGGUUGUCACUCAGAGUCUAAAGGCUGGUUGUGCCCCAGCAGCAAUAACACAAGUUGUUAACCAUCAGAAUCCGGCUGUCAGCCACAGCAAACCAGACUCCUCCACAGCACAGACUAAAUUUCUCACACACAAUCCUGCAGUAAAUGCACUCAGUAACUCUACCAGUUCUGUUCCUACAAUGAACCUUGUCACCCAUCCAGCCCAAAAUUCAGUAGCCAACUGUGCCCCGGUAGUGUCCAGCCCGAUCACUCUCACUGCUAUUUCUAAACCUGCAGUUAAUAUUAUAGGGCCACCUGGCUCUGCUGUUGGUGUAGCCAAAUCAGCCACUGCUGUACCUGUCGUCUCUGCAGUCCCCCAGUUGUUGUCACCCAGACCUGCAGUGGGUUCUGCUCAGAGAAUAGUUGCACCACAACUGAUUGUUAGACCGCCUCAGCAGACUACAAUCCAGUUGCCUCCAGGUUUUACUAUACCACCUGGUAUGGUCUUGGUGCGCACAGAAGCUGGACAGCUUGUAAUGGUACCUCAGCAGGUUUUAGCCCAGGCUCAAGUGCAAGCUCAAGUACGAACACAAGGGCAAGGACCUGCCAGCAUCUCACCCAGGCUUUCAUUGCCCACAAGUGGUCCAGUUUUUCAUUUAACAACAACCCAGCAACCUACUUCUGUAGCCGCAUCUGCUGUCCACCUGGGACUUCCAGUGCAAGCCAAAGUUGUACAAUCAACUGCUACACCAGUUAGUGCUACAUCUACUGCAACCUUACCUGGAGGCUCUACUCUGUCACACACUACAGUAUCAGUAGCUACCACAAGUUCUCAGAGUUUAAUUAAAACAGCAGCAGCAACUGGAACCCCAGCAACUCAACAACCUACAGUAAUUUUUGGAGGACAAACUCAAACCGCAGCACAACCCCAGGGUCAUCCACGGUUGCCACUUCUACCCCAUACGACAGCACAAGUACCAGCACGGCCCCAGGUCAUACCUAGCUCUCCUGUACCAGGGACUACAGUUGUAUCACAGGAAAUGCAAGAGAAUGUGAAGAAAUGCAAAAACUUUUUAGCUACCCUGAUAAAACUUGCUUCCCAUAAUUCAUCUUCUCCAGAAACAUCCCAUAAUGUGAAAGCUCUGGUUCAGGAUUUGCUGGAUGCAAAGAUUGAUCCAGAAGAAUUUACAGGCUGCCUUCAGUCAGAGCUGAAAUCAUCUCCUCAGCCAUAUCUAGUACCUUUCCUGAAGAAAAGUCUGCCGGCAUUGAGACAAUCUUUAUUGAAUAGCCAACAUUCGGUUUUGCAAGGACAGCCAUCUCAGCAGCCGCUUCAACAAACCAAGCUGUCACAAGUUAUACCUCAACCUGCCUCUGGAAGUAUUUCCUCUAAUGUCACAACUCAGACAGUAGGAAUAAGGCAACCAAACAGCUUUUCCACAUUUGUAUCAAAUACAGUUCAGCCUCCUCAGGUUAAACUAGUACAGUCAAAUCAGAGUACUCAACUGAUUAUCCAGUCAACAUCUGCUCAAACUGUGAAACGAAACCCUGCUUGCCAGACUACCCAGAUUAGGAUGCCAGUGGUAAUAACUCAGACCAUUAGACCACAAGGCACAGUAGGGAAGGCACCAACAAUACAAGCCAGCCAAAGUCCUGGGGGCUUUGGUGUUCAGGUCUCUGCAAAUCAGAAAAACAAGUUGAAUGACCCUGGAGGUGGAUCUUUCAGAGAUGACGAUGACAUCAAUGAUGUUGCCUCUAUGGCUGGAGUUAACCUUAAUGAAGAGAGUGCUCGAAUUAUGGCAACCAGCUCCGACUUGGUUGGAACCCAGAUACAGUCUUGUAAAGACGAACCCUUUCUUGCUGCUAUCCCUUUACAUAAACGAAUACUAGAAAUGGCUAAAAAAUUAGGAAUUACAGAUGUGCCUGCUGAGGUGGUUACCUUUAUUUCCCAUGCAACACAAAACCGAUUGAGAACCGUGAUAGAAAAAGUAACAAUGGUAACACAGCACCGAAUGGAAUCGCACAAAGAUGAUGAAUGGUAUGAACAGGCUACAGAUGUUCGAUCACAACUGAAGUUUUUUGAACAGUUGGAGCGUUUAGAAAAGCAAAGAAAAGAUGAACAAGAAAGGGAAAUUUUGUUAAAGGCAGCCAAGAGUCGCUCAAGGCAAGAAGACCCAGAGCAAGCUAGGCUGAAACAAAAAGCAAAGGAGAUGCAGCAACAAGAACUAGCACAGAUGAGGCAGAGGGAUGCCAACCUAACUGCAUUGGCAGCUAUUGGUCCACGAAAGAAACGGAAGCUUGAUUCACCUGGUUUACUUACCAUAGGAAGAGAGGCUUUGGGCAUGACCAGUGGAGGUCAGGCUGGUUAUGGGGCCUCUUCAUCCAGACAGUAUAUGCGACAGAAAAUAACUCGAGUAAACCUCAGGGACUUCAUCUUUUACAUGGAACAGGAAAGAGAAACUAGCCAUUCUCUCCUGCUUUACAGAGCUUUACUUAAAUAAAGCCAAGAAUUGUACUGGUUUUCUCAUAGAGAAGCUCAACCUGCAUUGAAAUUCUGUAAUUUGAAUGUGCCUUCUAUUUUUUUUUCAGAUGUCAGUGUUCCAGUAGUUUGUUUUUGCAAAGUUGUCAGACACAUGCAAUAAAUCCCCUUUACAUAAAAUGAAAGAAAGAAAUGAAAAUGUGCAAAAGGUUUUUAAAGAGGUUAAAUCCAUGGAUAUGAUCUAUGCUUAAAGUUUUACGGCGUUUGGCCAUUUUUAGAUGAGGCUAACCUGAGUAGAUGAGAGGGGAGUUUAUACAAAUUCAGAGCCGGAUUGCAAAUGCUUACACAAGUCAUCCCACUGAUGACACGGGGCAACUUGUAAGAAGAGUUUUAGGAUUGGCCCUGAAGGAUGGUAUUUGUUUUAUUAGCAGUAUGUUCAAUAACAGUGCUAGCUUUUCUCUUUCCUUAACUUUUACUAGCACUGUUUUCAGUGACUAACCACAGUGAUGCCUAUUAUAAUUUUAGAUUAGUUACAAUUACAAUUUUUUGCACAGCUGAAAGAGUAACCAUCCUGCACUCCCACAAAUUUUAUAUAUUUAUGAUUUUUGCUUUUACUACUCAUUUGCUGAGCCAGUUCCUAAGUGUAUGAAAUCUGUGCAUUCAGGUCCCAGCUGAGUCACCUUGAAUAGCUUCUAGUUGUUUUCUAAAUCUGCUCAACUUUUUGUACAUUUGUAGCAGCUGGUUAGUAACAUGGAUCUGAGUUGUUUUUUUAUUUUAAAACAACUUUACUGUGAAGAGUAUGGUUUAAUUGUGGUUUUAAAAAUGAGAGAGUAAAGAUUUGAGAGUAUUCUACACCGAUUUUUAAAGUCAUAAUUAAAACCAGUUGUGAUAUAGAGGGGCCAGUCCUGCUCUCAUUGGAGUCAGUGGGAGCAGUAUGAAGUCCUCAGGGUCCAAUCCUGCAAGGUCAUCAGUGUCAUCACAGAAGUCACUGGGAGUUGACCUUGCCUUGCAUGAUCAGACCCGAUCCAGAAAAUCACUUAAACGUGUGAAACUUUCAGCAUGUGAAUAGGUGUAAGUACACACACGUGCUUAACUGCUUUGCCGGAUUGGAGCAUAAAUUACCAAAGCCAAUGGGAGUCUUCUUAAUAGGCUUUGGAUAUAGUAUUCAGUAAGCAGGAAGACACCAGUCAUAGUUCAGCCACAACAGUAUUUUCAGUAACGACUGAAGGGAGGCAUUUGCUUAUUUAUAUUUUCAAAAUUUACUACUUUUAUGCUUGCCACUUUUUUGAGGCAGUAUUUUUUUUUGGAUGGGAAACAAUACUGAAAGCACAAAUAGAACUAUCUGUCCAAUAGUUUUAAAAACAAUUUUAAUUAUAUUUUAAGGUUUGUUAAAAGCAGAAAAAAAUUUAUACUGCUGCUAUUUAGCCAAAAGAUUAUUCAUACCGUAUUUAAGGCCAGGAAGUGUAAAAUUAUGUUUUAAUGUACUGAUGAUGUGUACAUAUUGUUUAUAAAGACCCUGUCUUUAUUAGAAUUAUGUUAUUUUGAUUAUUUCUGUACAUACUGGUAAAUACCCCAAUUUGUGUGAAAACAUAUUUCCUUAUUUGUACUUAUUUUGUAAAGAAAUAAAACAGUUUACUAAAGUAACACAUUUGAGCAACAUACAGUAUUAAUUUAUCAAACAUUAAUUUCAGUUUCACAUUGUCCUGUAGUUUUUAAGCACUGUUCAAAAACAUUUUGCAUUAAAAUAUUAACAAUAUCCACAAAGAAAUACUAAAACUGAGUAUUUAAUGUUCUGUUGUGCUGAUCCUUAUUAUUUGUCAAACAUCUAAUAAAACUGUCAACAAACCUCGAUGCUAUUAAAUACAGUCAGUGAAUGCACACAACAUUUGCUUUCUUAAAGACUUGUCCAAUAAGCACAACAUAACAUUCUCCUUUCACUUUUCUCUCAGACUUGGGAGCACAGUGGCACAGAACAGUACAUGUAAAAGUGCUAGAGAAGACUGAAGUUCUCAAAACCACAGUUUCAGUGCUCAGCAAAGAGAUUCCAAGUUCAGUGAAAUUAGAUUAAAAAACCAAGUAUGUUUACUUUUCGGCCUUCAAACUAAAAGCAUUUGCUGUCUGCAAACCACAGUUUUACUGGAGACGUGAUGAUAUUUUAAAAACUUUUACGUGACACUGAGCAAUGUUCUUAAUCAAGCUGUGUUACUAUGGUUUAGGACAGAAGUAAAAAUUCACAUCAGUUUUUGCUGAUAUUGCUACUUUAGAAUAUGGGGAUAUAAAAAAGUAAAAGAGAUACAAAUGAAACUGUAAUAAACAUUAAAUCAGUGACCUGAAGUCGCUAACUAAAAGAACAUGUCCUAGCUUAACUUUUCCCUUUUUAAAAAAAAAAGGGCAUAUUUCUCCUAACGAAGUGAUUGUUUCCAUAUGUCUUGCUUGCUGCAGUGCUGUUUUGCAGUUAAUGUUGUGAUGUCAUGGCUCAAACUUUCCAUCUCAAGUUCACAUUUAACUCAGUUGGAGCAGCCUGGAAUCUUUUAUGAUGCCACCUUACCAAACCGCUGUCGGUACUGUAACUGCUUUAUUGAGCUAUAAAAAUAUGGUGAACACCAAACAGAAGAAAACAGACAAACAAAACCACAAAUACUUAAUGGCUCUCUACAUACAUCUAAAGCAUUCUGCCUAUGGGCUUGAUCUUGAGAGGAGCACAGGGCCUUUCAACUUCCAUUUUACUUCAACUUGAGCUGAAAGUCUUCACCCCCUUGUAAGAGGUGCUUAAUAUCAGUUCCUACUGAUACAACCCGGGACACAGGCAAAAACUCUUGUUGAUUUCAGCAGUUUUGCCUGAGUAAGGGCUGCAGGAUUGGCCCAUACUCCUGAAGUUUGAAUGUACCGUAACUACAGAAGAACUUUCCUCUCCUAGUUGAAUGUUAAUGAAUGGUACAGUAUGCACAGACACAUAAGGGUCCAGCCUCCAUUUCUCUCUGCUCAGGAAAUGAAUACAAAACCGGAAUAUACAUGGUAAAAGCUAGGAGCUAAACUGAUGCUUUAAGGAGAAUUUGAACAGAAGUUGAACUAAAUCUAUAGAAUCAAUAAACAAACACUGUUUUUGAAGAGAUGGCUACAAUAAGCUCAACUCAAUCAAAGGCCAGUGGAAAUACAGCCCAAGCUUCUUACCUCUCUUGAAGAGUGUGGGAGAUAGUGAGUGUUCAUUCAACUUGCUGCAGUUUUGAUCUUUUACUUUACAGAAAUGUUUAUGGCAUGAAGUUCUGUAUAAGAAAUGUGUAUACACAAAUACAUGACAAUUAUACGUUAAUUUUUUUUACAAUAUUAAAUGUAUAAUAUACAAUUCUACAGAUAUCUUACAUAGAAAGGUAACGUAGUGCCAUCUUUUCAAAUAUGGCCGUACCUAGCAAUUUUAUUUAGUGUGUCAAACAAGCAUAAAACCAUGAAAUAAAAUAACUUUAAAAAUCUUUAGACAGAUUUGGUCAAAUAACCAUCAACUGUUCUGCUAAGGUAGCAGGCCAGUGGGCUAAGAUUUUCAUGAGUGACUUGUGAUUUUGGGUGCCCAAUUGGGGGAAAUUUGAAGAAGCCUCAUUUUUCAGAAGGCAUUUUCCAAAAAUCAGAGCCACAUACAGUCUCCAGCAUGGGCACCCAAAAUUACUAGGCACUUUUGACAAAUUUUGUGUUAAACUCCAGGUCCUAAUUUCUGCCCAAGUAAUCAGAUGGCAUUAGAGAAACAGAAUUGUCAAAUAUUGCUGACUAUUUAAUACUCAGUACCUUGUUCUAUAUAGUUGUACUUACGCAUCUAAAAACAGUUUAAUUAAAAUUCAACAUCUACAACAGUAUUCUAUAAAUUAUAGUGGGAGAAAUUAAAUUGCGAUUAACACAUGAAUUAGUUAUUGAGGACCCAAUCAUGCUAAACAGCAGUAAACAGGAUUUAGCAGAAUGCUAUUUAUAUACUUGCACCUGCAAACACAGUGCUGUCUCCUGAGUUAAGGAAGCUGCGUAAGUCAGAAGAGUUGAUACUGUAUUUGUUAAAGGAAUAGUAACCUCCUACAGACAAAUGGCUUCUUUAAAGCAAAAAAUACAGAUACAGGGCAGCUAGAAAAUGAGUAUUUUAAUAGUAGUUCAAAAUUAAUAGAAGGAAAAAUAAACAAAACCUGACCUGUUCCUGUCAGACAGAAAAAUAUGGGGCUUUAUCAUCCUUUGUAAAAAUUCCCGGGCCAUGGAGAGUAGGGGGUGUCCAAAAUAUUUAACACCUGCUCCUGCAUGUGGGUUUUAAGUAUAUUUAGUAAAAGAAUAAUGAAGCAAUGGCAGAUGCUUUGGCAAAUGCUUGGCAGAACCACCACUCCAAUGAUGAUGCAAAACGUUGAAACUCUGAGAGAAAGAACAAAAUUGGCAUCUCAAAAGAACUAUAACUCCACAUUUGGGGCCUGUGCUGUGCUGUUUUGAUGUCAGAUGGCCUUACUAAAAAAUCCCUACUUUUGCACAUAUUAGCCACAACUAGUCCUCAAUUGUGUUUAAAGUAUGAGCACCAGAUGACUAUGAAUUGGUCCUUCUCUGAUUUUGUAUUCUGUACACAGAGUUAUUUCAGUUGUAAAUGUUUUAUAAAAAUAAGCCAUUUGCUUGCACAAAUGAGUUACAAUCACAGAAACGUAACACAACAUAUGGAGGUGUAAAGGUGUAAAUCUGAUAUGAGAGAAGUGUGGCAUUCAGACAGGGAAGAUACUCAGUGCAGUUUUUAAGGUACCAUCUUCCUUUUGGUGGACCCUGUUUCAUUGCCUUAUACUAUCACUGAGGAGGGAAGGGAUGGUGUCAAAAGAACUGUCGUUUCUCCAGCUGACAUAUUCAAAUUGCUUCAAUUGGUCUUUCUGCAGAAGCCCAAUCAAGGGUCAGUACUUUGUGAAGCUUUGCCUUUUUCAACAUCACAGCUGUUC
This is a messenger RNA of Chelonoidis abingdonii (Abingdon island giant tortoise), 8251 nucleotides long. The record is from RefSeq and is a predicted model, not a curated record. Lineage: Eukaryota; Metazoa; Chordata; Testudines; Testudinidae.